Paraphaeosphaeria sporulosa is the source of this 808-nucleotide messenger RNA. RefSeq lists its product as uncharacterized. The transcript has 2 exons. The record is from RefSeq and is a predicted model, not a curated record. NCBI's taxonomy places the organism in Eukaryota, Fungi, Ascomycota, Dothideomycetes, Pleosporales, Didymosphaeriaceae. Bases 138 to 617 code for a protein of 159 amino acids.
UUAUGAGCUGUCAUGGAGCGGUGCACCAAGAAACUCUCCGACGCGCAAUGUAGUUUAUACGGCUUCCUUGUAUUUUGCGAUGAACAAUUGGGCAGUUCAAAGCAUGGGUGGCCGGCAACUGCUCAGACCCGGGUAGCAUGUGCAACAAACUACCCGACGCGGUGCAUGCUGUUCACAUUUCAGAAGCUGUACACGUGGGGCUGCACGAUAGCGUAAUCAGUUCGAGGUCCAUAGAGCGAGCGCAAAACCAUUACUGGAACAAUUUCCAGACGAGUCUCAUUCUGACUUCCUGCCAGUCCAACAAGCUGCUGAGGAGUGCGCAGGUCUUUCUAGAAUCCACCGGCUAUAAACAACCGAACUCAGCCAUCUCGCAAUCUAAGGUUACCCUUGGAGAGAGCAGGAGAUGUUACUUAGCAUGGGUAGGGUCAUUCUCGCACAUCGAAACCCAGCGCCACUCACCAUCUGAACUGGCGCAGAGCCGGUCGCAGGGCCUUCGGACAGAAAUCCAUUUCGGGAAACAAGCCCAGAGAAGCGUCCCGCGGGCGAAGCCGUACGCUGCAGGACUUCAUGACUUCCAGCCGGCCCUGCUCUCCCAAAGUACCGAGGCACAGUUUUAGGACACGGGGACGCUAAACAUGUUACUGCGAACAAAUGCCAGGUACCCAUGACAAUGAUUGCAUUCACAUCCUUCCCUCCUUCGCGAGAUCAACAGGGUCUGCACUAAAAAGCAAGGCGAGUACUUGAAUCCAGGACAAACGUGCGGAGACGAACAUUUGUACCCCAUAUAUCGGCAUUCCUUGUCUGCCAG